AUGCUACUCCACCAUGUUAUCGUAACCUUUUCCACUACUACUACUACUACUACUACUACUACUACUACUACUACUACUACUACUACUACUACUACUACUACUACUACUACUACUACUACUACUACUACUACUACUACUACUACUACUACUACUACUACUACUACUACUACUACUACUACUACUACUACUACUACUACUACUACUACUACUACUACUACUACUACUACUACUACUACUACUACUACUACUGCUACUACUACUACUACUACUACUACUACUGCUACUGCUACUGCUACUGCUACUACUACUACUACUACUACUACUACUACUACUACUACUACUACUACUACUACUACUACUGCUACUACUACUACUACUACUACUACUACUACUACUACUACUACUUAG
This is a messenger RNA of Heterobilharzia americana, 408 nucleotides long. The record is from the annotation of a GenBank genome assembly. NCBI's taxonomy places the organism in Eukaryota, Metazoa, Platyhelminthes, Trematoda, Strigeidida, Schistosomatidae.